Puntigrus tetrazona (Sumatra barb) is the source of this 1455-nucleotide messenger RNA. RefSeq lists its product as uncharacterized. The coding region runs from base 292 to 1068 and encodes 258 amino acids. The transcript has 4 exons. NCBI's taxonomy places the organism in Eukaryota, Metazoa, Chordata, Actinopteri, Cypriniformes, Cyprinidae. The record is from RefSeq and is a predicted model, not a curated record.
CGUUUAUCACCAUGCAUUUCUACAUCUUAGUUAAUGCUAAUUCAUGCUCAUUUAAAACCACACGUGAUCGAGUACAAUUUCAAAUGAUUAAAAUGCAGUGUUUGAAUGAAUCCAGUCUUUCGUUUUAGUGAAAGUCACUUCUCUCUGGAGCAUUUCUGAUCUGCUGAGUCUGAGCUUUAAACGAGGCCAGCAAACGCCUGUGGUUUAUCGUGUUUGAAGCACGCUGUGGUGUGAGGUGUGCUUUCUUACAUCCGCAAGCAGACUUGAGAAGAACAGACUGAAAAACUGAGGAUGAUGUUCUUGCUUCUUCUUGUGCUGAUCUCCUUCAUCUCUUCAGGUGUGCUUUCCGAUGAAAUUGAGUUCAUAUCAGGGAUGAAGGGAGGUUCUGUCACUUUGCUCACUGGUGUCGCUGAAGUACAGAGAGAUGACCUGAUACUGUGGACAUUUGAAAAUAAAGACAACCUGAUCGCUGAAAUCCAUAAGCAGGUUAAAUAUGUGUAUCACGGCAAAGAACAUUUCAUGCUGGAACAAAAAACUGGAUCUCUGUCCAUCAUAAACAUCACACCUGAGCACUCUGGAGUUUACGAACUCACAGCCAUCAGCGGCGGGAGAACCUUGUACAAGAGAUUCGGUGUUACUGUCAAUACUUUGGAAAUGAACGCCGCUUACCUGCCGGUUCCUGUCAUCAGAAGAGACUCCUCACAGUGUGCUUCAUCAUCUUCAUCUUCCUCAAACUGCUCACUGUUGUGUUCGGUCGUGAACGCGAGUCACGUGACUCUCUCCUGGUACAGAGGAAACAGUUUAUUGUCCAGCAUCAGUGUGUCUGAUCUCAGCAUCAGUCUCUCUCUACCUCUGGAGGUGGAACAUCAGGAUAAAAACAUCUACAGCUGUGUGAUCAACAACCCCAUCAGAAACCAGACUCAACAUCUGGACGUCAGCAGACUCUGUCACACGUGUGAAGACUCGGUCUCGUGCUGCGGUCCCAAUGAAGCUGUGAUCCGAUUGGUCGUCUCUGCUCUGGUGGGCGUGGCUACUGUCGCUGCCGUGAUUUAUGACUUCAGAUCUUGAAGAGUCCAUGGAAAAUUCCUAAAUUGUAACCUAAAUGGUUUCGCUUAAAUGAAUAUAUUAGUAUGCGAGACAGAACUGGCUGCUAAGCUCUUUCAAACUAAACCAUUAUUUGGAAAAACUGUAAAUAAAGCUUCAAAAGAAUAAACUUUUAAAACUUGGGAUUUGGGAAUGUACAUAUAAACGUGAAAAACAUUGCUAUUUUUUCAAAUGCAAAGGUUAUAGUCUUGCAUUAAAACCAUUAACGUUAACAAUUAACCUACCGUUUUACUAGAAAUUAAAGCAAAAAAACAAUUACGGUAAAAUUACGGUAUUUAACUGUGGUUACACAAAUAGUAAUGCACUAAAUAAUAAUGCAUGGUUACUACUGUUACACGUUUUAGAAAUAAA